GUGUCUAUAUGCUGCAACUACAUGCAGUUAUGAAGACGUUUAUUUUAAUUGCUGUACUUCCUUGUGUAUUUGCGCAAUGGCUCUGUAAGUUUUAUUUUGUUAGAAUUAGUUCUAAUAUAACUUUUGCUUUACUUUUUAAAAAUAGCCGACUGUGGUAAAAGUAAAUAUGAUAACCCUGCUCCUGAGCAACAAACUGACAGGUUUGGACGAAUUGUUGGCGGUUGGCAAUCUCGUUUAAAUGAGUUUCCUUAUCAGUUAAGAAUAACUAUGUUUGAUAGACAUCAUUGUGGUGCAGUAUUAGUUAACAGAAACUGGGCACUUACAGCCGCUCAUUGCGUGCCCAGCGAGUCGCCGAAUGGAUUGAAACUAUAUGCUGGAUCACAUACGAGAAGUGACCCUCCAUCUUCAGAACAAGAGUCUACUAUACUGCAAAUAAAAAAUCAUCCAAGUUUUAACGAUCCACUUCUUUGGUCGAACGAUAUUUCCUUGCUAAGAAUAGCAUCUCCUUUUACUUUCAAUGAAAAUGUAACAGUUGCAUGCGAACCGCGAACAGAAGAUUAUGUAAAUAAAACGACUACAAUAUCUGGAUGGGGAGGGACAAUGUCUGGUGAACUUCCAACUGAUGAAUUCCGUUAUACUAACGUUGAAGUUGUAGCUCAGCAAAUCUGCUCUGAACCUUAUCCUGAUCAAUUAGAUGAGAGUAUGAUAUGCGCAGCUAAAUUAGGAAGAGAUACCUGUCAAGGCGAUUCUGGUGGGCCUUUAGCCUAUAAUAGAGAUGGUAGAUUUGAGGUAAUAGGUAUAACUUCUUGGGGAAGAGGUUGUGCACUCCCAACUCAUCCAGGAGUCUACGCCAAAGUCAGCCAUCAACUUGCUUGGAUAAAAGAAAAUGCUGACUAAAUGCAUAUGAAUAUACUUUAUAUCUGUAUUAUUUAAAAAUAAAUAUAUCUUAGUUCAAUAAAUAUAAAUAUAUCUUGAUUUU
Molecule: messenger RNA, 979 nt
Organism: Dimorphilus gyrociliatus
Lineage: Eukaryota; Metazoa; Annelida; Polychaeta; Dinophilidae
Source: the annotation of a GenBank genome assembly